AUGCACUCCUUCAAGAGAUUCUCCGACUUGCCGGCUGAGCUCCGUGUCAGCAUCUGGCGCCUCAGUCGCCAACCCCGUGUCGUCGAGGUCUGGUAUGAUGCCGACGCCGACUGCUGCCGCACCACAGCACGCCCGCCCGCUCUGCUGCACGUCAACCGCGAGGCCCGUGCCGAGGCCCUGCACCAGGACUGGUACCGCCGCGCCUUUCGCACGAGCUCCCACCCCCGGGACCACUACAUCUAUUUCUCGCCCACCUUUGACGUCCUCUACCUGCCACGACAUGGCCUCAUGGGCUACGACGACACCGCCCGUGACUUCACUCUCCACGUCCGUGACACCGCCGAGCACGUGCGGGCGCUGGCCAUUGACCAUGUGCGCACCGACACCAUCCGGCCCUGGGAGCCGUAUAACAAGCUGAUGCUCCUGCUCAGCUUCCCGCACGUGCAAGAGGCAAUGCUGGUUGUAGGCUCGCAGACGAUGCCGGCGGCGUCGCCGCCUUCACAAUCCCCAGUUGGGCGAUUGCAUGACCGGAGGACCCUGCGUCGCCGUUCUCACGAGUCGAUCGAAAGCAUAUCAACACCCUCAAAAGGUGACGUCGUGCUGGUCGACCCUCAGGGCGAUACUUCGGCGAUCAUGGAGGUCAUCAACAACGUCAUCGAGUCGUUUUCGCGUGAAAUCGAGGCCGUGGCCGCCGCGUCGGACCACAGCAUUGGCAUCGACAACAGCAGUAACAGCAGUACAUCCCCGCUUCCAAAAGACGACAGCUGCAGCCCCGGUCGCACACUGCCACAUCUUCCUUGUCUCAUCCCCAAGGCCAUUGCCUACCAUCGCCAGCAGCGACGCCGACGCCGGCAUAAGCACCGUCCAGCCAUAUGUGCGUGA
Messenger RNA from Sporothrix brasiliensis 5110, 882 nucleotides. RefSeq lists its product as uncharacterized. NCBI's taxonomy places the organism in Eukaryota, Fungi, Ascomycota, Sordariomycetes, Ophiostomatales, Ophiostomataceae. The transcript has 2 exons. Bases 1 to 882 code for a protein of 293 amino acids. The record is from RefSeq and is a predicted model, not a curated record.